UCGGGAUCUCUUUCCAUCUCUCUCUGAUCGAUCUAGAAAACAUGCGAACAAAGAAUACACAAUCUUGUUACAAAGAUAAAGAUGAGGAUGAGAUGGAAGAUAAAAUCAGUAAGUUAUCAGAUAAACUCAUUCAUCACAUCCUUUCUUUUUGUACCAUGAAAUUUGGGGUUAAAACCAGCAUUUUGUCUAAAAGAUGGAGGUAUAUCUGGACUUCUCUCCAACUCUACAUUUAGAAUCUUAUGAAUUCUGAAACCAUGAGUAUUCCUCAUCGAUAAGCCAGCAGUUUGUAGAGUUUGUAGAUAGUGCAUUGAUUCUCCGCGACCAUAAAUCUGAUAUAGACAAGUUUCAUCUUUGCUGGUACCCUGAUGACUUUAUAACAGAUAAUACAUUAUUAGUCAAUCAUCUUAAUGCAUGGAUUAGUGUUGCUCUAAAUUGCAAUGUUGUUGAACUAUCUGUUGAAUUCAUUGGUCUAUUUAAUUAUCGGGAGUCGGAGGAUAUUGUUAGACAUCACUUUCCUUGUAAUCUAUUAUUCAAUUUCUCAACGAUGACAAUGUUAGAGUUGAAGGUUAAUAUAGAAAUCCUUAAGGAAACUGAAUAUGAGAUGAAUAUAGAAAUCCGUAAGGAAACUGAAGAUGAGGUGGUUUUUCGUAAGGACAAUUACUCAAAGAUUACAUUUCCUAAAUCAAUUGAUUUACCUUGUCUUAGAGUUUUGAAAUUGGAAUCACUUGAUAUAGACAAUGGGAAUAAUCUCUUCUUACGUAGCAACUUUCCGCCACUUCUUGAGUAUUUGAGCAUAAAAAGUUGUCAAAUAUCAAUGGAUAACUGCAGCGAUAUGGAUUGGUUUGAAAUAAAGUCUCUGACGUUGAAGUACUUAGAACUGAAGAAUUGUAUUAUGCCCAAGAAAAUCAAGUUAAAUGUUCCGAAUCUCCAAACUUUCGUUUGCGAAGAUUUUACGUGGCGUGAAUAUUCUAUGGAGAACAUUUCUUCUCUAGUCUGUGCUCAUAUAGAAAUGCAAGGUUUCAGUAGUCAAGGAGACAGGAAACACUAUCUGAUGCUUCCCGAGCUUGAGAAAGAACUGUAUGCCACAAGGAUGAUUGGUUUUCUAAAAGUAUUUGAUGUUGUUGAACUUCAGUUAUUACCUUGGAUCCUCGAGAUUAUUUCAGGAAUCCCCGAAUUUCAAUUUGGUAGAGUAUGACUUCUGAAGCUGGUAACUUAUUAUGUCAGAACCUGUUUUCAAGCAAUACCAUACUUAAUGAAGAUCUUAUGGAACAUAGAAUCUCUUUCGCUGGAAAUAUUGGAU
Papaver somniferum (opium poppy) is the source of this 1300-nucleotide messenger RNA. RefSeq lists its product as uncharacterized. Lineage: Eukaryota; Viridiplantae; Streptophyta; Magnoliopsida; Ranunculales; Papaveraceae. The record is from RefSeq and is a predicted model, not a curated record. Bases 545 to 1195 code for a protein of 216 amino acids. The transcript has 2 exons.